UAAAUGUCCAAAAUUUAUAUUUGUACAAAAAGCAUUCAAAGUAUGAAGUUUACAUAAAUAAACUAAUAAUAAAUAAAUUUUUACAAAGAAAUCUGUGAAACAAUAAUAAGUACACAAUUAUUUUAAAUAAUAUAAUUUUAACAAAUCUUAAAGCAAUAAACUUAAUCAAAUCACUGAAUAAAAAUAAUAUAUAAAUCCAACCAAGGACUAGAGGAUCUAGGAUCCAAUUUUGUGAGGAGGGGGCUUCAGCCCGAAAGCUUUUUUUUCAUAUAUAUAACGAUAAUUAUUUUAUUUUUUUUAAAUGAAAAAAAUUAACUACCUAUAUGAAAUAGUCUUUAAGUGAUUCUUGAAGUUCUAUUAAAUGUAAUUACACAAACAAUAAUACAUUAAGAGAUAAUUUUUUCUAUAAAACAUGUUUACAUUUUACCAGUUAAGGGGGGAGAGAGGGGAGGGAGGGCUUCAGCCCGAAAGCCUCCCUUAGAUCCAUCUGUGCAACCAAGAAAGAGGAACACGGCAUAAAUAAACAAUAUUAUUAUUUAAUUUUAAUUAAAGCUUUAAUUAAUAAAUAAAAUUGAUAUCUCAAAUAAAAAUGUAUAAUUAAAAUAUCUUUUACUAUUAAAUAAAUUAUUUGGUUAAAUCACAGUUAGCAGUCUAUGUGCUUUCAUCUAUCACAAGUAGAAUAAUACUAGAGUGUUAACUCAUAUUAUUCAACAUUCCUAUUAACUAAUGGAAAUUUUAAAUUAACUUAAAAGUUAUUUAUUUUUUCAAUAAUUCAAUUACAAGUAAUUCUUAUUAAGUUUCUAAAUGUUCUAACAAUCCGUUACAGGCUUAUAUUGAUUACUAAAAUUAUUCAACUUCUUCUAUUGUUGGACCAGAGUCAUCUUCUCCAUAAUUCCUGGACCCCCUUCCAUGUAGCUUGGACAUAAAAGGUGUACAUUCCCUUUGUAGUUGAAGAUAUUUUUCUUGAUAUUCAUCUUUGUCAGCUAGGGUAUUAUUUUCUAACCAUUUUAGACCUUCUUGACAUUUCUUGAGUAUUUUCUGCUUUUCAGAAUCAUUUAGUUUUCUUCCUGACUCUUCUGUCGCCUGUUUUACACUAUAUACAUAAUUUUCAAAUUUGUUUCGGGCAGCAAUCCUUUCUCGUUGAAUAUCAUCUUCUGCUUUGUACUUUUCUGCAUCCUGUACCAUUCGAUCAAUUUCAGACUUUGAUAGACGACCUUUAUUAUUUUCAAUUUUUAUGUUUCUAGAUUUCCCAGUGCUCUUGUCUUUAGCAGAAACAUUAAGUAUUCCAUUAGCAUCUAUAUCAAAUGUGACUUCAAUUUGAGGAACUCCUCUAGGAGCUGGAGGAAUUCCCGAUAAAUCAAAUGUUCCUAAAAGAUUGUUAUCUUUGGUCAAUACCCUUUCACCUUCAAAAACCUGAACAGUUACAGCUGGCUGAUUAUCAGAAUAUGUAGUGAACAUUUGAGUUUGUGUGCAAGGUAUACGGGUAUUUCUUUCUACAAUCUUAGCCAUUACUCCACCAGCCGUUUCAAUUCCAAGAGAAAGAGGAGCAACAUCAACUAAUAAUAUAUCUUGUAUUUUGGAACUACUGUCACCACUGAGUAUAGCACCUUGAACUGCAGCACCAUAAGCAACAGCUUCAUCAGGAUUAAUAGACAUGUUUAAUGCUUUUCCAUUAAAAAAAUUUUGCAGAAGAUGCUGUAUUUUAGGAAUACGAGUUGACCCACCAACUAAUACCACAUCAUGAAUUGAAGCUUUGUCUAGCUUAGCAUCUUGUAGAGCUUUCUCUACAGGAUUGAUGGUCGACCUGAAUAAAUCGGAACAAAGCUCUUCGAACCGUGCUCGACUUAUUUUAGUGUAAAAAUCAACACCAUCAAAAAGAGCAUCAAUUUCUAUUGAAGCUUCUGUACUUGAUGAAAGGGUUCGUUUAGCACGUUCAGCUGCAGUUCUCAGUCUACGAAGAGACCGAGCAUUAUUUUUCAAAUCUUUUUUGUACUUCCUUUUAAAUUCUUCAGCAAGAUGAUUAACGAGCCUACUAUCAAAAUCUUCACCACCUAAAUGAGUAUCACCUGCAGUUGCUUUCACUUCGAACAAUGAACCCUCAUCGAUGGCCAGUAAUGAAACAUCAAAUGUACCUCCACCAAGGUCAAAUAUCAAUACAUUUCUUUCGCCUUUAAGAUUUUUAUCAAGUCCAUAUGCCAGAGCAGCUGCAGUAGGUUCAUUUAUAAUUCUCAUGACAUUCAAGCCUGCUAUGGCUCCAGCAUCUUUAGUUGCCUGCCUUUGUGAAUCAUUAAAAUAAGCAGGAACAGUUAUCACAGCAUUUUUUACUUUAGAACCUAGGUAUGCCUCAGCAGUUUCUUUCAUUUUUGUUAAAACCAUGGAGCUGAUUUCUUCAGGUGUAAAACGCUUAAUUUCCCCUUUAUAUUCCACUUGAAUUUUAGGUUUAGAUUUAUCAUUUACUACUUUAAAAGGCCAAUGUUUUAAAUCACCUUGUAUUUUAGGAUCAUCAUAUUUGCGGCCUAUUAACCUCUUAGCAUCAAAAACAGUGUUUUGAGGAUUCAUGGCCACUUGAUUUUUAGCAGCAUUUCCAAUCAAUCUUUCAGUAUCAGUGAAUGCAACAUAACUUGGUGUAGUUCUAUUACCUUGAUCAUUAGCAAUUAUUUCUACUUUCCCAUGCUGCCAAACACCAACACAGGAAUAUGUAGUUCCCAAGUCAAUUCCGACUGCUACCAUUAUUAAAGUUAAAGUAAAUCAAUCAACAAUAUUAAGUAGGAAAUUGCAACGAGAAGCGACUUCGAUCAAACGAGGAGUGUUACUGCGCGUAACCAAGUGACCUUAAAUUUAAAUAUACUCUCCCACGGUCUGGAAGUUUCUAGACAAUAAUAGCCCACACCCAUUGGCCAGUAAUCAGCAAAGUUGCCUGUACAUCACGGCAAUGAGAACAGCCUAGUACCAUCUUAAAAUUUGUAUAUAUUAAAAUAUUUAGAAACAUUUUAUCAAUCCUUGACUUCUUUUCUACGAACCACCUUUAAGGAAAAUUAUUAAGUUCUGAACAUAUCAAUGGAACUUUAUUUAAAUCACUUUCAAUUUUCUCUAAUAGAAUAAAUGUUCCUAUUCACAAAAAAACAAAACCAGGAGGAAACUAAAAUUCCAUCAGUUCUAUUUCUUGCUAUCAAUUCCUCUUAGCAAUGUUAUUUACAUUAAAAAAAAAAUAAAAAUAUUUUACGCGUAUAUUUCUUUAUAAAAAACGAAAAUAAAAUAUGAAAGCAAUUCUGGAUUAUUUUAAUGAAACGUCAAAUUAAUUGAACGAUUGACCUGUUCUUCAAUGAUUAAAUAAAAUUAAAAUAUGAAAACUAGUUUCAUAACACGAAAGCUGAAAAUUUAAUUUUUAAUAAAAGAAUUUUUAAAUAUUUUUAUUAGAAGAUAUUUUCAUAUUUUUUCUUUGUUUCUUCUAUCGAUUCAAUAUAAUAAUCGAUUGAACCAUUUUUGGCACAAAACGUGUUGAGGUUUUGGUUUACGGGAAGGUAAUCCUAUAAACAGUGCAUUGUGUCAAAACUUCUUUUCUUAUUUUUUAAUACCUACUGUGAUAAUGUUAGUUUAAACACCAUCAUGUCUAUAUUUAAAAAAACUAAUGUGAAGAUCUUCGCUAAACCUACUCAGAAAACAACACCAGAUACUUUAUAUUGGAGAAAACUUGGGGCUCCAGUUUUGCUGAAAGAAUUUGGCCCUAUUGAUUAUAUAGAUUUUUCUCCCGUUGAACCACAUUUUUUUGCAGUUUCAAGUUCAGCCAAGGUUCAAAUUUAUAAUCCUGUCACUAAACUUGUUCAUAAAACAUUGAGUAAAUUUGUAGAAAAUGCAUACGGUGGUUCAUACAGGUCUGAUGGUCAGUUAUUAUGUGCAGGAAGUGAAGAUAGCAAUGUAAAAAUAUUUGAUGUCAACACUAAAUCAUUGUUAAGGGUAUUUAAAGGGCAUAAAAGUGGUGUUCAUCGAUCAUAUUUUACAUCUGAUAACAAAAGUAUUGCAAGUUUCUCAGAUGACAAAACUGUUAAAAUUUGGGAUGUUGCAUCCGAAUCUGAAACAAUUGAAUUUUCAUCUCAUGAGGAUUAUGUGAGGGCUGGUGCUGUAUCUCCAGUUUCACCAACCAUUGUAUUGUCUGGUUCGUACGACCGAAAAGUUAGGCUUUUCGAUUCUCGUACUAAUGCAGAAGCUGUUUUUACCUUAGAUCAUGGAUAUCCUGUUGAAAGUGUUCUUUUCCUUCCAUCUGGUGGAAUAUUACUGUCUGCAGGUGGAACAGAAAUAAGAGUAUGGGAUGCUCUUGCUGGAGGAAGAUUGUUAGCUAGAGUUUCUCAACAUCAUAAAACUAUCACAUGCCUUGGCUUAGCUUCAAGCGGGAGUCGCCUUGUUUCUGGUUCCUUGGACAGGCAUGUAAAAAUAUACGAUGUUUCGACGUAUAAAGCUGUUUAUAACUUGGACUAUCCAAAUGCUAUCCUUAGCCUGGGUGUCAGUCCUGAUGAUGAAACAGUUGCUGUAGGGACUGUCGAUGGUAUUGUUUCUGUGAAAAGGAGAGAGAUAGAAAACGUUGAGAAUGAAGAAGUCAAACCAAAGAAAAAAAGUAAAGGUUCUUAUCGUUACUUCAGUGAUAAAUUCACUCCUGCACAGAAUGUGGACAUUGUGAUUAAAAAAGAUUCAAAACAAGUGCAGUCAAGAUACGAUAAAUGUCUUAGAAAGUUUCAGUAUUCCAAAGCAUUGGAUUCUGUGCUUGCACCAUAUGUAAUGAACAAAACGCCUCACGUUACAGUAUCCUUAUUACAAGAAUUGAUCAGGAGAAAAGGGCUUGAGAAUGCACUUGUAUCCAGAGAAGACAAGAGUAUCGGUGUUCUCAUACGUUUCUUGUUAAGGCAUAUCGGUGAUUACAGAUUUACAGCUACUCUUAUUGAUGUGUCCAACAUUUUAUUAGAUGUUUAUGAAAAAAGAUUAGAUAGUGCAUCCAUAGAAGUUCUGGAACUUAUGAAAAAGUUAGCCAAAAGAAUAAAAGAAGAAGAAGAACUUACUCUAGAGUUAGUCAGUCUUGGUGGUGCAAUAAGAAUGAUAUUAGCCGCCUCAAAUGUCGGUGAAAAACAUGAAAAAUCUUCUUUACCAGCUCUAACGCCUUCUAAUUCAGCACAAAAAAAUAUUGUUGUAAAUGUUUCUUGAAAUAUAUAAUUUUUAUUAUUUGUUUAUUUUAUUAAA
Nezara viridula (southern green stink bug) is the source of this 5226-nucleotide messenger RNA. The record is from the annotation of a GenBank genome assembly. Lineage: Eukaryota; Metazoa; Arthropoda; Insecta; Hemiptera; Pentatomidae.